CAACUCCGAAUUUGUGUGUGUGAGUAAGCGAGCGUGUGUUUGUGCACGCCGAGUCUAAAGCUGCGUCCUUCCAGCAGCAAUGAGUGUUUGGCAGCAGGAGAGCCGGUGGGUAUACGACGUUCCCAGUGUGACCGGCUGGGAGGAGUGGCGGCCGUGGAUAGAAGGGCAUAACUGGCAGGGUGCGGUCACAGCUUGCGACUGGUCUUGUGGAUUACUUCAAUUCCCAAUUCAGCCAGAGACAGGGACUCAUUCAAAGGCGACCGCGGAAGCACGAACUGCCACGAGGAUACCCCUUUGACAGCUCACUGUCAACCUCACGCCACCGGCUCUCCAGAGAGAACACACACACGUGCGGCUGCUCGGGCUUAUCGUUAAAUAAAUGGACUUUCCUGCUCGCGCUCAUUUACGUGUUUUACUCCAGAGACUGAAGUUUCGAGGCGUUUGGCCACCGGACACUCGGUGUCACAGAAUCUCCGCUCGGGCGACUUCAUUCCCAGUUACAUGACUGCCUUCACGUUGACAUUUGCGAGCGAACGUUUUUACGCACCGAUAAUGACGCGGAUCAAGGUGAUACAAAAUUAAAGGUUUUAUCCUCCACCCCCCACCAUCUACCCCGUGGGGGGAAUAAGGAGGGGGACGAGGGGUAUUUUCAAACUCCACGGCGACCUGUGCCACCUUACCACUCCCUACCGGAGUGCUCGGCGCUGAGGGUGGAAUGCGGCUCCAAGUGCUUUUGGGGGUGUUCAGCGUCUGCGCCCUGGCUUUCUCACCUGUAGCGGAGGGCUGUGGACCAGGGAAGGGAUAUGGAAGGAGGCGUCCGCCGCCGAAACUCACACCCCUCGCCCUGAAGCAGUUUAGUCCGAACGUGGCCGAGAAGACGCUGGGAGCCAGCGGCAGAUACGAAGGGAAAAUAACCCGGAAUUCUGAGCGAUUUAAAGAACUCACACCUAACUACAAUCCUGACAUUAUCUUUAAAGAUGAGGAGAACACGGGGGCGGAUCGGUUGAUGACACAGCGCUGCAAGGACAAGCUGAACGCGCUGGCCAUCUCGGUCAUGAACAUGUGGCCGGGGGUGAACCUGCGGGUGACGGAGGGCUGGGAUGAGGACGGCCACCACUCCGACGACUCGCUGCACUACGAGGGCCGUGCCGUGGACAUCACCACGUCCGACCGCGACCGCAACAAGUACGCCAUGCUGGCUCGCCUGGCCGUGGAGGCUGGCUUCGACUGGGUCUACUACGAGUCCAAGGGACACGUCCACUGCAGCGUCAAGUCUGAACACUCGGUGGCAGCAAAGACCGGCGGUUGUUUCCCCGGUAACUCCCUGGUGACGGUGGAGGGCGGUGUAAAGAAGCUGAUGCGCGACCUUCGACCCGGGGAGCGCAUCCUAGCCUCGUCUGGCAGCGACGGCGGCGGCGAGCUGCUCUACAGCGAAGUCGUGACCUUUCUGGACCGGCAGCCGCGCGCCCGCAAGACCUUCUACACGCUGGGCACGGCACAGGGCGCCAACCUCACCCUCACGGCCGCCCACCUGGUGUUCGUCACGGACGCUGCCCGCUGCUCACGCAGCACGCUCACCGAGGCCUUUGCCAGCGACGUGCGGCCCGGACAGUGCGUCCUCACCGCCUCAAGCCGAGGGGAGGAGGAGGAGGAGGAGGAGAUGGCCCAUAGGGGACGCCUGGCGCAGGUCACGUGGGUCGAGGUGCGCGAGGAGACGGGCGCGUUCGCCCCCCUCACGCGCCACGGGACGCUGGUGGUGGACGACGUGAUGGCGUCCUGCUACGCCGCCGUGGACCAGCAGUGGCUGGCGCACUGGGCACUGGCCCCGCUGCGGGCGCUGCACAGACUGGCAGGGCCGAGCGUGGGCACGGGGACGGGCACACACUGGUACGCCUGGCUCCUACACCGGCUCGGCUCAGCCCUGCUGGACUCAUCUCACUUUCACCCCUGGGGGAUGGCCGCCGACGGAUGAGAGAACGGAAGAGGAGAGAGAGAGAGGGAGAGCGAGAGAGAGAGAGACGGAGAGACAAAGUCAGGGCAAAUGGAAGAGGGGAAAGAAAAACACUGAAAGACUCAAUGAAGAGGCUCAGUGAUGAAAUGGCACAGAGAUGGACUAGUAAACGAGAGGAAGAGUGUGAAUGGUGAAAAUAUGGACAGAGUGAUGGAUUUAAGAAACAAGUGAAAGGAGAGAAAAAGAAAGAAUGAAGGGACAAAAAAAGAUAGAAAGGUGAUGUAGUUGUGUGUCAAACACAAUGACCGGACAAAAAGGGACAAGUUGUGGAUAUGGUGAAAAAGAGGGCAGCCACAUAUGUGCUGGACUAUGGGGCCCAAGCAGACACCUGACUCAGGAAACUCCCCUGACACACAUCUGGAUUGAGUCUGUUGGAUCAUAGCCAGACCUGCACCAGCCCCUCUCCACUCUCUCUCACACACACACAAGCGUGCACACAUAAAUACAGAAGACACACACACACACACACACACACACACACACACACACACACACACACACACAGAGAGAGACAGAUGAACACAGGGAAGAGGCUCACUGGAGGUUUUUGAUGCCAUUGAUGAUUUCUAACAGCAGUCUGUUAUUUUUUUUAGAAGGGUCUACCAAUAACACUACAUAAUGUGUUUGAAUACUGCUGUUGUUUGUGUUUGUUUGUUGUUGUUGGUUUGUUUAUUUGUUUUCUAGAAAGGUGUACAAAAAAGCAGCUGACUCUGGUAAUAUAUUAUUUAAACUCAGCUGCUGCUCAGUGGGUGUCGGAUUAUGAAGCCCAUAGAGUUAGAGAUUAAGGCUUCCAUUCUAUAGUCUACACUGGAAGGAAAGUGCUUACACACACACGCACACACACACACACACACACUCACAAACACACACACACACACACACACACACACACACACACACACACACAGCUUUUUGUAAACUGAUUUGCAUGCACAAACACAUGAUGAAAAAUAGUGAAGGAAAUACUCAUUCAUAGUGCAUCACUCUAUGUUACUCAGCCCAGAGGGUAUAAGUAAUGUAUGCAGUUAACCUGCGAUAUUUAGCCUUAUGCUAAAUAGUCUUACGCAGCAGUGAAAGCCAUGUCUCUGAGAAUCACAACUGAGGUUCUCCCAGUGGAAGGACUGGAAGAUGCUAUGUGCUAUGAUGCUAACCUGCUAGGAGUCAUUUAAUAUUAAAGGGGCCACAUGGAAUCUCUUGUAACUUUUAGCUGUGAGCAUUCUGGAAUGGAUUGAAUGGAGAACAGAGAGGCUUCCAGAUCUUUCUUUUUCUUCCAGGGAAAAACAAGAAAAUCUGAUCUGGUAAGGGAUCUUACUCCAUUCUACUGACAGCUGCUAUCACGGAAGGAUUGGGUUAGGGCCCGGGGUUUCUGUGUGAGUGUGAGUAAGAUGUUCUUACAGUUCUACAUUCUAUUUAUGCAUUUAUAUAUUUCUCAUGUUCUCCAUAGUCUGUCAUUGAAGGGGUCAGAACUCAUUCGAAAAAGUGUACAUAGUUUUUUUUCCCUUUUUUGUUCUUCUGUUGUCAUAUAUUUAAUGGUUGUGGUGUGUUUGGCUGGUCUGUCGUAAAGCGCACACAUCUGUGUUCAAAGUUCUAGAUACGCAGAACACAACACCUGUGUUAAGCCCUCUGACAUUUCCUGUUGCCAUGGGAACGAGUGAUGGCAUUGGUUCUGUGUGUUCUGUACAGUCCGACCCCUAACAGUAAGACCCCUUUUUUUCACUCUCUAUGGCAUUAUCUUCUUUUUAUUGAGGAAAAAGAUGUCAAAUGAUAUAUUGUUUUAAAAAGAAAAAGUAUUUAAAGAUCUAUUUUUCAAAAUUAAAAAAAUGAUACAAAU
Molecule: messenger RNA, 3842 nt
Organism: Alosa alosa (allis shad)
Lineage: Eukaryota; Metazoa; Chordata; Actinopteri; Clupeiformes; Clupeidae
Product: indian hedgehog B protein-like
Exons: 4
Coding region: 716-1972 (418 amino acids)
Biological process (GO): cell fate specification; smoothened signaling pathway; regulation of gene expression
Molecular function (GO): patched binding; calcium ion binding
Source: RefSeq, a predicted model, not a curated record